Molecule: messenger RNA, 552 nt
Organism: Dentiscutata erythropus
Lineage: Eukaryota; Fungi; Glomeromycota; Glomeromycetes; Diversisporales; Gigasporaceae
Source: the annotation of a GenBank genome assembly
AUGUUAGUUGGUUACCACAUAAAUAAAUUUCGACUCUUAAAAGUUUUUCAAAUUUUGGUUACAAUUAUUUGUGCUGUUCUAGAGAUAACGGAAUUUAUUGCAUACUCAAGUUAUGUAGACGAUGUAAAUUCAUCAAAAAUAUACAAUGUUCGACUUUCAAAAUUAGAAUAUUUUGAAAAUACAAAUAUUUUCUUAUUUGUAUUAUAUUUAUCAGCAGGGAUAGCAAACUUGGAUCCUUGGUACACGGGAUCAGGAAAUGGCUUAAAUUGUAAUUUUGUCUCCGAAAAUAUGAAUAUCACUGUAGUAGCCGAAAUAGUAAACUGGAAAAUUUUUCAAUGUCAAUUGGCUUUAGCGAGUUUAUCCGUUUGUUGGGCGAAUAUAGGAUUACUUCUAAUAUCUUUACUCAUAUCUUGGCGUAGAGCGGUAGAGUUAAGUUGGAUUAUAACACCAAGUUCCAGUUUUAACGAUGAUAUUAGAGGGACUAUGGAAGAAAUUGUUGAUUCUACGAGUGAGCGGAUGUUUGAGACUAAUCACGAACCGGCAAACUUUUAA